GUUUUAAAGCUCAUCAGAUCCACACACACACACACACCUCGUCUCUCCCUUAUUUGUAUGUUCGGUUCUUCGAAAAAACAAAUUAAAAGAUUACGAAAGGGUAAACUAAAACAUAUCCAAAAAGCGACGCAAGGGCAAAAUCGGAAAAAGUUUUUGUUUCUUCAUCUUAAUGGCCGCCGUAAGCAGCUCGUCGGAGACAGGAGGCAGUGGCGCCGUCGUGAAGAGAGAUGAGAUCAUGUUGUUUGGAGUCAGGGUUGUUGUUGAUCCUAUGAGAAAGUGUGUGAGUUUGAACAAUCUCUCUGAUUACGAAGAAAAGUCUUCGCCUGAUGAUGAUCAGAUCCCUAAGCUUCUCGUCGCCGGAGAAGAUAAGAACGAAGCGGACGCGACGACGGUGAUUCUCGCCGACGGCUACGCCUCCGCCAAUGACGCGGUUCACAUCUCUUCUUCAUCCGGGGGUAACCGCGAGAGGAAACGAGGAGUUCCGUGGACUGAGAAUGAGCACAAGAGGUUCUUGAUUGGGCUUCAGAAAGUAGGAAAAGGAGAUUGGAAAGGCAUAUCAAGGAACUUUGUCAAGAGCAGGACUCCUACUCAAGUUGCUAGUCACGCUCAGAAGUACUUCCUCCGACGAACCAAUCUCAACCGUCGUCGCCGAAGAUCUAGCCUUUUUGACAUUACAACCGAUACGGUUACAGAUAUGCCCAUGGAGCAAGAUCAAGCUCAGGAGUGCUCACCACUACCUGAAACUAACAUCAGCUCUGGACAUGAUCAAGUUAUGCAAGUUUUUCCUGAAGUUGCUGUGCCGACAAAAAUUGAGACUUCACCACAACAGACGUUUAAUCUCAACGAUACAUAUCUGGUCCCAGUAACCUUCCAAGCAAAUCCUGCUUUCAAUCUAAACACAGAUGCUGCACCGCUUUCUCUCAACCUUUCUCUGGCCACCUCAUUUAAUCUUAACGAGCAACCCAACUCAAGACACUCAGCGUUCACAAUGAUGCCAAGCUUCAGUGAUGGAGAUAGCAAUAGCAGCAUCAUCAGAGUUGGUUAGACCUAAAAAGCCAAGGGGAAAAAAAAGAACAAAUAACAGAUGAAGGCUGUAGGGAUGGACGAACUGUGUUUAGGUGUUCUUCAUCAUUUUCGUUUGUUUGUAAAAACUCUCUGGUCACACACACACACACACACUGUUCUGAGUCGUUUUCUGCUGUGUGUGUUUUGUUUUUGUGGUAUGUGUAAGUUAAAAAAACAAACAAGUCGUGAUUCUCAUGUGGCCCAUCUCAAUCAAUGGUUGGUGAUUUGUGGGGGUUUAUAGGCUUUUGUAUACUCUUAUCUUUUGGAGAUAAGCUAAACUGUAUGUAUGGGUUCGUCGAAUAUUUUAUCAUUAUCUAUAGUGUCAUAAUAAUGUCAUAUGCCAUUUUGACUUAAUUUGGUGGAUUUUUGUUCA
This is a messenger RNA of Camelina sativa (false flax), 1438 nucleotides long. Its product is annotated as transcription factor MYB1R1. NCBI's taxonomy places the organism in Eukaryota, Viridiplantae, Streptophyta, Magnoliopsida, Brassicales, Brassicaceae. The record is from RefSeq and is a predicted model, not a curated record. Gene Ontology annotation, biological process: response to gibberellin; response to ethylene. Gene Ontology annotation, molecular function: DNA binding.